AUGCAGCAGGUAAAUCAUUUGAGUUAUAUUGGCGGCAAUAAACCUCCAGCCAUAGUUAAAAGGAUACUCGAAAAAGUGUUCACAGACAACCUUGCUGUCAAUUGUAACUGGACAGGGAAAAAUAAAAAGACUUCACCAAAGGAUCUUCGUAUAGUAAAGAUAAUAAAAGAACUAGAUUCCUUUUCAACAUUUCCUUUUGAAAACUUCAUGUGUAAAAUAAAGAGGUUACUUCGUUCGCAUAAUAUGCCAUUAGAGAAAAUUGCUAAAUGGCUGGGUGAAAAAGCAGCUGACAAGAAAUUUGAUAAUAAUCCUCACCAAGAUGCCCAAGACUACGAGACGUACUGCAGUGUUCCUCAUAAAAGGCAAGGACACUGGGCCAAACUGAGGAUUUACUCGUUAUAG
This is a messenger RNA of Diatraea saccharalis (sugarcane borer), 402 nucleotides long. The record is from the annotation of a GenBank genome assembly. NCBI's taxonomy places the organism in Eukaryota, Metazoa, Arthropoda, Insecta, Lepidoptera, Crambidae.